AUGGCAGAAGUGUUGGAAUUAUCCAACUUGGAAUUUAAAACAACUAUGAUUAAUGUGAUUAAUGUACCAAGGGCUCUAAUGGAUAAAGCAGACAGCAUGGAAGAACAGAUGGGCAAUAGCCUCUGCAACGGAGUGCACGCGAGGGUCCUCACCCUGAACGCGCGGAACAGCCGGUCGGGAGCCCGCCCUCUUUCUCCGCGGACGAGCCUCCAGCUCCUCUCCGCCAGGCGGCGCGCGGCGCGUCCCCUUGGCAACCGGAGAACGGGCCGGGAGGGCGGGGCGCCCAGGGCGGGGCGCGUGGGGGUCGGGGCGGGGCGUGUCGGGGUCGGCUGGGGCGGGGCGCGGGCGGCCCCCAUCCCUCUCCUGUCCCGCAGAAGGCGAACAGCUGCCCGGUGUGGCGCAGCCAUCAUCGGUGCUGCGCGCAGCCGGGGCCUCUGGGCACCAAUGGAGAACCCAGAGUUUUCGGGUUCAUCCGCGCUGUCCGAUGCGCGUGACACAACAGAAAUAUCCGCUGGCCUCGAAGCCCGCCAGAAGCCCUUAGUACUCAGGAUCCUCGACGUGCACAACAAGUUUGAGGGGCGGGAGGAACCGGAAGAGCCCGAGGAGGCCGAUGAGUGUGAAGAGUCUGAUGAGUCCGGCGAGAUCACCGAGCCCCACGAACCCCGUGAGCCCCACAAAUCCUACGAGCCCCGUGCGCGCCGCGAGCUCCGCAAGCUCCGCGAGCCCCGUAAGCCCCAGGGGCCCCGUGCUCUCCGCGAGCCCCACAAGCCCCACCAAGCCGAGUUGCUUCCCAGCCCCGCCGUGAUGAUCUCCCCGUCUCUGGUGACCAGAUUCCCGCCGCGGAUUCGGCUGUCUUCCCUGAAUUCUGGUCCCUGUGACUUUGUAAGGAAAUGUUUUUUUUCUAGGAAGAGAAUCCAAGAUCUUUCUAGACCUAAAAAACAAUGGGGAGCCCCAGAUGGAAAACUGUUUUGGGGGAAUCAAGAUCCUAUUCGCCCUGUUUCCCAGGGUACUCUGAAGGCUCAGCUGACCAGAAGACUUGAGGACCUCGCCCAGCCCAAGGAAGUCUCCCACCGAUAUGUACCUAACAGGGCUCAAUAUUACUACGGAUGUGGUAGAGAGUCUGUAAUCUGGGAGAUCCCUUCUCCCGCACUGUUUAGCCAACCUUCCAAAAGGAUCCAGAAGCUGGCACAGCCCAAAAGAUUCAAGAAAGAGUAUCUAAUAAAUAGGCCCUUCAGUGAUUACUUAACAAGAGAGUCUCUUCAAAUCUCUGAUCCUUCUCCCCGGAUAUUACGACUCUCAAUAGCCAAAGGCAUAAAUCCAAACUAUGUUCCUCCAAAAAUCAUUGAAACCAAGAUUUCAAUUUCUGCCUUGAGUGCGGUCGCAACUCCAAGAAUUAUAGACCUUGCCCAACCAAGGAUCAAGAUAGAGGGUCUAUGCUAUGAGAGAGAAAGAAGUGAAAUGCCCAUCCGUCCUGUAUCCCGCACUGCCUUGCUAGCCACACCUAGCCCUCGAAUAAUAGCUCUAGCUAAGGCCAAGCCUCUUCAUCAAGAUUAUUUACCUGCCCGUGGUGCCUACUGGCCAGUGUCCUAUGCUGCUAUCCAUUCCAAAGUAUCUCCCAGGAUUGAGGAACUAGCUAAUCCAAAUAAAAGGACUCCUGUGCGUAUUGUAUAUUACGAUCCAGAUGUUUUUAAAGUCAAGCCAGCUGCUUUGAAAGCACAGUGUUCUCCGAGGAUCCAAGAGUUGGCAGAACCUGUUAUGCAUUAAACACAGAAAGCCACAUCAGUCAAACUCUAGUUAUGUAUCUAGAGGACACAUUAGAUGACUUAGUUCCCAACUCUGGUAUGGUCAGUUUGUAUUCUCUUGCUCCCUCAAAAAACAUAUGAGACUUCAGGGAACAUCAGAGUGACCAACAAGGAGCAGUUGCUCCUGUUACCUGUAAUCACCGGUUUAGCAGGUUUGGGGACCCCAGCAUGCAAUAAAAAGAAAAUGACAGCCUGCCUUCUCAUCCUUCCCGGCUCCUCACAAGCAUCUUGGCCGUCUCAUCGCCGUGACUGACCUGAAGAAACAAUCUUCCUUAUAUUUGCUGGUGAGAGCCGUGCUCCCCAGUUGCUGAUCUCACUU
This is a messenger RNA of Ceratotherium simum simum (southern white rhinoceros), 2121 nucleotides long. Lineage: Eukaryota; Metazoa; Chordata; Mammalia; Perissodactyla; Rhinocerotidae. The record is from RefSeq and is a predicted model, not a curated record.